Messenger RNA from Esox lucius (northern pike), 1095 nucleotides. It is a transcript of the gene ctrb.3, whose product is annotated as serine protease. NCBI's taxonomy places the organism in Eukaryota, Metazoa, Chordata, Actinopteri, Esociformes, Esocidae. Gene Ontology annotation, molecular function: serine-type endopeptidase activity. Gene Ontology annotation, biological process: proteolysis. The transcript has 6 exons. Bases 55 to 852 code for a protein of 265 amino acids. The record is from RefSeq and is a predicted model, not a curated record.
UGGGAUUCGGGGAUAAAUAGGGCCCCUCCUGCUCUAGAGCUUCACAUUGUCACAAUGGCUUUCCUCUGGCUCGUCUCCUGUCUCGCCUUCGUUAGCGCCGCUUACGGCUGUGGCGUUCCCGCUAUCAAGCCGGUGAUAUCCGGCUACGCCCGCAUCGUUAACGGUGAGGAGGCUGUGCCCCACUCUUGGCCCUGGCAGGUGUCCCUCCAGCAGAGCAACGGUUUCCACUUCUGUGGAGGCUCCCUGAUCAACGAGAACUGGGUUGUGACCGCCGCUCACUGCAAUGUCAUGACCUACCACAAGGUGAUUGUUGGAGAGCACGACAAGGGCUCUGCCAACACCGCUGAGAACAUCCAGUCCCUGAAGCCCGCCAAGGUGUUCACCCACCCCAAGUGGAACCCCUCCACCAUCAACAACGACAUCAGCCUGAUCAAGCUGGCCACCCCCGCCCGCCUGUCCACCACGGUUUCUCCCGUCUGUCUGGCUGGGACCUCAGACUUCUUCGCCCCGGGCAUGAAGUGCGUGACCUCUGGGUGGGGUCUGCUGCGUUACACUGCCCCCAACACCCCCAACAAGCUGCAACAGGCUGCCCUUCCCCUGUUGUCCAACGAGCAGUGCAAGACGCACUGGGGCAGCAACAUCUCCGAGGUCAUGAUCUGCGCCGGCGGUGCUGGAGCCACCUCAUGCAUGGGCGACUCAGGUGGCCCCCUGGUCUGUGAGAAGGACAACGUCUGGACCCUGGUCGGCAUCGUGUCCUGGGGCAGCAGCCGUUGCUCCACCACCACGCCCGCCGUCUACGCCCGCGUCACUGAGCUGCGCUCCUGGGUGGACCAGAUCCUGGCCGCCAACUAAGAGGCUGAUAUUAUUGCCUCCCCCCGUCCAGUUACCUACGAGCGGCUAUGAAGUAUUAUAACACCUCUACGGGCUGCAAUGAAAUGUUAUAACACCUCUUCGGGCUGCAAUGAAAUGUUCUAACACCUCUUCGGGCUGCUCUGAAGUGUUAUAACACUCAUACAGGCUUCAGUCAACAGGGCCUGGGAAAGCCACCUGCUGUUCGGAACUGGACACAACGUUCAAUAAACACCUUUGAAUGUC